GCGUGCAUGAACCGAAAAAAGAGUUUGUCGCAUUAUUUUGUCUUUUUCCUCAAACACUCAGCAACUUUACAUUGGUCGUCACUAAGUAUUCUACAUUUGGGCAGGUUGGUAAAAGAGUGUGAUUGAUGUGUGACAGACGACAGCGUUGUUAUUAUGGCAGAUUUGCUUGAGGAAAACGAAACGCCAACAUUCAUUCGGCAGAGUAGCGCAUGGACUCCAAGCAAACGAGCCCGCAUCCAGGACGAGGUCAUUAGUAGCAGUGAGACUGACGAUAUGUUGGAUUUACGUCACAACCACGCCCUAGGGAUGCUGUCGCUGAUGCACACCAUGUAUCUGAAACGAGAACUCUGCGAUGUCACACUGAUGGUCCAGGGCCAUGCUUUUCAGGCACAUCGAUUGGUCCUGGCAGCUUGUAGUCCUUACUUCAACGCCAUGUUCACUAGCGAGCUAAAAGAAUGCCGUGAGAAAUCCGUGACCAUACAAGAUAUGGAUCACGUCGCGAUAAAAGAGAUUGUUAACUUUGCGUACUCGGCAAAAGUAAAUGUAACGGAGGAGAACGUCCAGUCAGUACUCAAAGCAGCUUGCGUCCUGCAGAUUGAUCCCGUCAUAAGCCUGUGUUGCGCUUUUCUCAUAACGCAGAUGCACCCGUCAAAUUGUCUCGGCAUCCGUGCGUUCGCCGAAUCACACGGAUGCUUCGAGUUGCAACAAGCCGCGGACAUUUUCGCACAACAAAACUUUUGUCAGGUCGCACUGCAGGAGGAGUUCCUGCAUCUAAGCAUCGAGGAUCUGAUCGACCUCGUGAAACGGGACGCCCUCAACGUCCCUAAAGAAGAAGACGUCUAUGUCUCGGUUAUGCGGUACCUCAGUCAUAACCCGGAACAAUGUAAACGGGUCGGGGAGAUCUUCGAGCAUGUACGGCUGCCCCUCAUGUCAUGGGAGUUUCUUCACAGUCGCGUCAAGGAUGAUCGGUUUGUCACCGAAGAUGAGAGGUGCAAAAGUUUCUUUGAUGAGGCAAGACGGUAUCACUCAAGUCAGUUCUAUCCUGGUCUUCAUUGGGAGGUCAGCAUUCGAACCUUGCCGAGACAUUCAUUCAGUCGGUCGCUGUAUAUUUAUGUCGUAGGAGGCGAAAUGAGUCCCGGCCGAACAACCCUAAGUACAGUCGAGCGUUACACCCCAGCACUAAACUGCUGGACCUCCAUAACGCCCAUGAGCUCCCCAAGGCGUGGUGUCGGUACCGUCAUGCUCGACAAGAUCCUCUAUGCAGUAGGCGGCGCCGACAACACGGCGCUGAACAUAGUGGAGUGCUUUGACCCUCAAAGCAGUACGUGGCGCUACCUUGCGGCUCUACGAGAACCUCGCAGUAGCGUUGCGGUAGCUGCAUCUGGGGGAUACGUCUACGCCUUUGGAGGUUACGACGGAAUGACUAGUCUGAGAACGGUGGAGAGAUAUGAUCCAAACACGAAUGAAUGGAAGGAUACUCCAGACAUGACAUCACCACGAAGUAUGGCUGCAGCAGUAGCCCACGGUUCUGGCAUUUUUGUUAUCGGAGGAUACGACGGCUCCGCAGACCUCAACAGUGUUGAAUGCUACUCUCCAAUGAUCAAGAAAUGGCGGACUGUAUCUCCGAUGCACACAGCGCGGUCUAUGGUCAGCGCAACAUCCUUCAAAGAGAAGAUUUAUGUGGUCGGAGGAUGUAACUGCAGUGUUAGUCUAGCGAGUGUAGAGGUUUACAACACAGCCACGGAUGUCUGGGUCCACGUUCAGAUGAUGAACCACCCACGAAGCGGUGUGGGACUCGCCGCCGUCAACCAGCGUCUCUACGCCCUCGGUGGCUACGACGGUAACGACUACCUCCGCUCCGUCGAGAUGUACGAGAAAGAGAAGGACGACUGGACGGUGGUGAGCAAUAUGGAGGCGCCGAGAAGACGGUUCGGAUGUUGUUCGUGAGAGACGAUUGAUAAGAUGAUUUCAAAAGCGUUGCUGCCGGGUAAAAAUUAAGGUCCUUUUUUUUUUCAAGAAGCUGAACGUUUCAACAGCUGAAGAAUUGUCUCAGGGUAUCAUCUGGUGCAAUUAACGACAGAGGUCAAAUUCGCUCAAGGACUAGCGUUGACUAUAAGUUGAUUAACAAUGCCUGACCUCUGUCUAGUCGAUGUCAACGAUAGUUAGACUACUCUAGUCAACUAUAAUAAUAAUAUUAGUAAUAACAAAUUCUUAUUUAUCGCAUUUCACAAUAAACUCUAUCGAUGCGCUUUA
Messenger RNA from Asterias rubens (European starfish), 2253 nucleotides. RefSeq names its product kelch-like protein diablo. The coding region runs from base 154 to 1947 and encodes 597 amino acids. Lineage: Eukaryota; Metazoa; Echinodermata; Asteroidea; Forcipulatida; Asteriidae. The record is from RefSeq and is a predicted model, not a curated record. Gene Ontology annotation, molecular function: protein binding. The transcript has 6 exons.